Messenger RNA from Xenopus laevis (African clawed frog), 845 nucleotides. RefSeq names its product stress response protein NST1-like. The transcript is spliced from 9 exons. The record is from RefSeq and is a predicted model, not a curated record. Bases 27 to 791 code for a protein of 254 amino acids. NCBI's taxonomy places the organism in Eukaryota, Metazoa, Chordata, Amphibia, Anura, Pipidae.
AGAAUCUUCUUUAAGAGGUUUCCACGAUGGACAAGAAGCAGAGAAAUCCAUCUCUUCUGACGCUGUACUCCGUCCUGAAGGACUUCAGGGCGGAAUAUACGGAUUUUGAGGCCCUCGCUUCUUAUUAUGAACAUCACUAUCGGGUCGAAUUCGGCGAGAACAUCAUCCUAAAGCACUUCCUUCUAACAUGCGAUGUGGACCCGAGGAUGAGGGCCAAAGAGAACGUUAUGCAUUACUGGAAAAUGCUCCACUCGCUGGAAGUGAUCAAGAGGGAAUAUGCCGCCCUCAGGAAAUCUGCCAAGCUGCCUCCUGAUCAUCCAACUCGAGUGCGAAACCGGAGGAAGCAGCUUGAGUAUUUGCGGCUGGAGAAUACUAUCAACCAACAUCUGACCCACCUUCACCAUGAGUUCUUGAGGGAGCUGAAGCUAAAGAAAGCUGCUCGUAAGAAACAAGUACACAGUCCUGCAGCUGAAGAAAAGGAGGAUGGAGCCCCUGCAGCAGAAGAUGAGGAAGCCCUUGAUACAGAAGACAGGGAAGAGGAAGCGGAAGGAGCUCCAGCUGAAGACCCUGCAGUGGAGGAGAAGAUGAUGGAGGAGCAAGCUCCAGCAGAGGAAGAAAGGAAGAAGAAGCUCCUGGAGCAGCAGAAGAGGAAGCUCUUGCCUCUCAGGAGAAAGGAGAAGGUGCUGAAGAUAAGGAAGAAGUGGAUGGUCCAACAAAUGAAGACACAGCUCCUCCCGCUGAAGAACAGCAAGUCCCUGAAGAGGAGGAGAAAGAAGAGGGAGUGGAAGUAGGAGGUUCUGCAGAAGAACAUCAAGCUCCUGGAAUGGAGGAGAAGACAGAGGAGC